This is a messenger RNA of Monodelphis domestica (gray short-tailed opossum), 2745 nucleotides long. RefSeq lists its product as uncharacterized. Lineage: Eukaryota; Metazoa; Chordata; Mammalia; Didelphimorphia; Didelphidae. Gene Ontology annotation, biological process: regulation of transcription by RNA polymerase II. Gene Ontology annotation, molecular function: RNA polymerase II cis-regulatory region sequence-specific DNA binding; DNA-binding transcription activator activity, RNA polymerase II-specific. The record is from RefSeq and is a predicted model, not a curated record. Gene Ontology annotation, cellular component: nucleus.
GGGACAAUUUCUGGGUGAGUGGGGAGGGGAGGCAGUCCAUGCGCAGGCGCGGCCCUGGCUCCCUGCUAUAUCACCUGAGACUAUUUGCUUCCUUCCUCUUGGGGGGCUGGAAGACCCGAGUGGACCACUUCCCAGUUAUUGAGCUUGGGCCUGGGUGGGGGCCGUGUGCGCAUGUGCACCAAGAGAGGCGGGGCCGGAGCCCUGAUCCCCAAAGCGCACACAGAGGACGUUCCCCCCUCGGAGUUGCCCCCCCCGAAGCACCCCAGGGUGGCCCCGCAGCCAGAGGAAUGGCCCCCGGGACCCCGAGGCCCCCCUCCCAGGGGUACAUAACACUCAAGGAUGUGGCUGUGAACUUCACCCAGGAGGAGUGGCGCCUCUUGGAUCAAUCUCAGAAAGAGCUGUACCUGGAGGUCAUGCUGGAGAAUGUGCAGAAUCUACUCUCUGUGGGGUUUCCAGUGCCUAGAGAAAAGAUUAUCUCCUGUUUUCAGCAAGGGGAAACUCCAUGGCUGUUAGAGCAAAAAGACCCAAAGAAUUCCUGUCCUGAGGCAGAGACUAAUUUUGACCUGAAGGAGAUGUCUACAAAGCUGAGCCCUUUUGUAGAAGGAUGUGGCCUCCAACGAUACAUGAAUGAGGAUCCCUAUGAAUUCCUUUUGAGAGAAAUCUGUAACCCUAAUAUCAAGGUAAAUAAAAAUCCAAAGAGUGACAAUGUAUUUGAUGAGACUACAGAGAAAUUCAGCCAAUAUUCAGUCCUAAAUCGGUAUAUGAAAUUGACCUCAGGAAAUGACUGUUAUCAGGAUAGUGAAUAUGUCAAAUGCUUUCCUGAAGAUGUGGGAUUUAUUCAAUCACUUGGAAAACCUCCUAAACUGCGCAUAUAUCAAUGUAACCUAGGGGAAAUGGCUUUUGACUGUAGUUCAGAUUUCAUCAAACAUCCAAAAAGGAAACGUGUAAAGAUAGUUUCUAUGAAUAAUAAAGGUGAGGCACCUAGUCAGAACUCUGAGCUUACUGCACAUCAAAUAAUGCAUUAUGGAGAGAAACCUCAUGAAGGUAAACAGUGUGGAAAGACUUUCACAGAGAGGCCCUCUCUUGCUGCACAUCAGAGAAUCCACACUGGAGAGAAAUUUUAUGAGUGUAAACAACGUAGAAAGGCUUUCACAGAUAGCAGCUCUCUUGCUAACCGUCAGAGAAUCCACACUGGAGAGAAACCUUAUGGACGUAAACACUGUGGAAAGGCUUUCACAGUGAGGGGCCAGCUUACUGCACAUCAGAGAAUCCAAACUGGAGAGAAAUCUUAUGAGUGUAAACAUUGUGGAAAGGCUUUCACACAGAGGGGCUGUCUUGCUAAUCAUCAAAGAAUCCACACUGGAGAGAAACCUUAUGAGUGUAAACAACGUAGAAAGGCAUUCACAGAUAGUGGCUCUCUUGCUAACCAUCAGAAAAGCCAUAGUGGAGAGAAACCUUAUGAAUGUAAACACUGUGGAAAGGCUUUCACAGUGAGGGGCCAGCUUACUGCACAUCAGAGAAUCCACACUGGAGAGAAACCUUAUGAAUGUAAACACUGUGGAAAGGCUUUCACAGUGAGGGGCCAGCUUACUGCACAUCAGAGAAUCCACACUGGAGAGAAACCUUAUGAAUGUAAACACUGUGGAAAGGCUUUCACAGUGAGGAGCCAGCUUACUGCACAUCAGAGAAUCCACACUGGAGAGAAACCUUAUGAGUGUAAACAAUGUGGAAAGGCUUUCACACAGAGGGGCUCUCUUGCUAAUCAUCAGAGAAUCCACACUGGAGAGAAACCUUUUGGAUGCAAACACUGUGGAAAGACUUUCACACGUAGGAGCCAGGUUGCUGAACAUCAAAGAAUCCACACUGGAGAGAAACCUUAUGAAUGUAAACAGUGUGGAAGAGCUUUCACACGGAGGGAUUCUCUUGCUAAACAUCAGAGAAUCCAUACUGGAGAGAAGCCUUAUGAGUGUAAACAGUGUGGAAAGGCUUUCUCAGAUAGAGGCUCUCUUGCUACCCAUCAGAGAAGCCAUAGUGGAGAGAAACCUUAUGAAUGUGAACACUGUGGAAAGGUUUUUACGUGGAAGGGCUCUUUUACUGAACAUCAGAGAAUACAUACAGGAGAAAAACCUUAUGAAUGUACUGAAUGUGGAAAGGCUUUCACAAAGAGGGGCCAUCUUUCCAGACACCAGAGAAUCCACUCUAGAGAGAAACCUUAUGAAUGUGAACAUUGUGGAAAGGCUUUCACAGUGAGGGGCUCUCUUGCUAAACAUCAGAGAAUCCAUAUUGGAGGGAAACUACCUGGAAAUGUUUUGGCUGUUCCUAGGCCCUGUAGUACCCCAUGAUCAAAUCUUAAGCACCCUUUCAUCUUAGAAGUUCUUCCCAUGGAAUCAAAGGCUUCUCCCAGGUAGUCAAGCCCAAUGGUUUGAAUGAUACUGUGUACCAAUGGUGAAACAUUAGCCCCUCCCAGAUAAUCUAGCCCUGGAGCUCCCCUCUAUGUAUCUGACUCCAGCUUCCUGAACAUGUCUUUAAAAUGGUAAUUUGCUUGAAUGUAUCCACUGUAAAGCUAUUCAUCUUACCAUUCCUGUCCUUUAUUUCUGGAUUUUAACUAUGGUAAAAAUAUUAUAAUCCCUUCAGGGAGGCUUAAUUGUAUCUGGAUUCUUUUUGAGGGGUAUUUGUCUUAGGCAAACAACAUAAGAUAGUGCUCCACAUUUUCUCUUUCUCAAUAAAACCUUGCAUUUUAAGUGA